Centropristis striata (black sea bass) is the source of this 566-nucleotide messenger RNA. It is a transcript of the gene myl2b, whose product is annotated as myosin, light chain 2b, regulatory, cardiac, slow. Lineage: Eukaryota; Metazoa; Chordata; Actinopteri; Perciformes; Serranidae. Gene Ontology annotation, molecular function: calcium ion binding. The transcript has 5 exons. The coding region runs from base 44 to 445 and encodes 133 amino acids. Gene Ontology annotation, biological process: cardiac muscle contraction; heart development; muscle cell fate specification. The record is from RefSeq and is a predicted model, not a curated record. Gene Ontology annotation, cellular component: cytoplasm; myofibril.
UGUGCAGCGUGUAACAAUACAACUUCUGCAGGCUUUCACGAUCAUGGAUCAAAACAGAGACGGUUUCAUUGACAAGAAUGACCUGAGAGACACUUUUGCAGCUUUAGGCCGUUUAAAUGUCAAGCAGGAAGAGAUUGAUGAGAUGCUGAAGGAGGCACCAGGACCGAUUAAUUUCACAGUCUUUCUCACCAUGUUUGGAGAGAAACUUAAAGGUGCUGACCCGGAGGAGACCAUCCUCAAUGCUUUCAAAGUCUUUGAUCCUGAGGGAAAGGGGUCGUUAAAGAAAGACUUUGUGACAGAGAUGUUGACAACGCAGGCAGACAGGUUCUCUCCUGAAGAGAUGGAACAGAUGUUUGCAGCAUUCCCACCAGAUGUAGCAGGAAACCUAGACUACAAGAACCUGGUCCAUAUCAUCACACACGGUGAAGAGAAAGACCAAGAAUAGAUUAUUCCUGAAAUUGGCCUCUGGACUUUUAAACCAAUGGGUUUAAACCAAUCAUGUUUGUGCUGAAAUAUCAUGCAGACUACAGCAUACACAAAAAAAGGUUAAAAUGGACUAUUUAGCA